Molecule: messenger RNA, 1784 nt
Organism: Pocillopora meandrina
Lineage: Eukaryota; Metazoa; Cnidaria; Anthozoa; Scleractinia; Pocilloporidae
Source: the annotation of a GenBank genome assembly
GUCUGGGAAUGUACUUGUUACGCUUCAGAAAAACAUCUGGGUGGUCAUCAAACAUUUACCAAGCGAGUAGGAGAAAAAUUUGGGGAAACAGGGAUCAUUCACUAGAUGCGAUGUCUUCUAACACUCCUAGAACAUUUUAUGGGCGUUCUCUCCCUCAAAAUCUGGUUGACUACCGAUCUACGGAGUCCAAGACUCGCCUCUGCCGUGCUCUGCAAACUGGUCAUGCUGUUCCUUACCUAUCUUUGUCUUCGUGCUUUAAUACUCAAGCUGAACCAGCUUAUUGCGGGGUUAGUACUUUAGCGAUUAUCUUAAAUGCCCUGCGAAUAGAUCCUCAACGUAUCUGGAGAACUAUUUGGCGAUGGUUUACCGAGGAACUCUUAGAAUGUUGUCGUCCGCUAGAAGACGUGAAAGUAUCAGGUAUCACUUUGGAAGAAUUUGUUUGUUUAGCACACUGCAAUGGAGCAGACGCCACCCUUGUUCGACCGAACGACUCGAACGAACAAUACAAGAAAUUUAUUCAGAUUCUAGAGCGAGUCUGCACUGGUGGCAGGGAGGUUAAAGGAGAAACGUUUGAUGAGGAAAAUCCAGAGGAGUUCAUGGCAAUUUCUUACUCGAGGAAGACUUUGGGACAAACAGGCGACGGUCAUUUCAGUCCUGUUGCUGCAAUGGACAAAGAAUCAAACUCUGUAUUGAUGUUUGACACAGCCCGGUUCAAAUAUCCGCCCUAUUGGGUUCCUAUGGAAGUGCUCUUCCAGUCCAUGUUACCACUAGAUAGUGUUACAGGAAAGAGUCGUGGUUAUGUGGUAUUGAAGGCAAAAUAUGAAUAUCAAGGUCGAAAAGUUGCUUGUAAUUGGAGUGAAUGUAAUUCUUUGGCAGAUUGCCCAGAAAAUGAUUUACCAGUACCAAAGCCUGUUUAUAAAAGUGGCCAGUGGCAUUGCGGAAAUUGGCCUUGUAGUGGAGGUCCUUUUGACACAAUUAAACCAACUUAGUUUGGUUCACCAGCACUGGAGGAUUUACAAUCAUUAGGCCACUUUGGAAAAAACAGUAAUCCUUUUUCAUAGGCAAGCUCAACCUUACUGGUUUGCAGUUAUUCAAGUCUCCCUGACAUGAGUUUUAGUAUUCACAUACCAGGGGCCUCUUCCCUGAAAUGUGCCUUGUGUUGAGAUUUCACAUUAGUACAAGCUACAAUUCAGAGAAAUGAUAAGAUAUGGUGUUUUCAAUGGAAGUCUUUGCGGUCAUUAAACAACAGCUGAUUAUCAGUGCAAAACAGUUGAAAUUGGAGCAGUGACCUGAACCUCAUUCAACUUCACAAUUUUAUUUAAUUUUUUUGCAUAAAUUGUGUAUAGUUGGAUAUCUUGAGAAAACUAGAUGCAAAUCCCUAUGAAUACUUAGAUUCAGACAUAGAAGAGGCAUACACUCCUGUGCUUGAGCCAGUAGACUCAGAUGAUCAGUGAGCUCAAAGUUGAGUCAAGACAACACUGGUAAUGCAGCUGAAAGGUGUUAGAAGAGAGGAAUGCUGACAAUUCAAGAGGGAUCUCUUGUUACUCUCUGUCAAAUUUUCAUACAGUUAGAAAAUAUACCAUUAUACCAAAGAGAAUAUUUCUUUGUUGCAUUAAUUUUUUACUGAAUGCUACCCUUGAAUCGGCACAAAAAAAAAUGGAAGUGGUUUUAAGAUCACAAGAAAAAAAACUGUUACAUCAAAGUUUAGUAAUUUACUUGUACUGAUAGGAAGAGUAUUAAUAAUGAAGGUCAAUAUUGUUAACAAAAGUGGUGAUUUGAAGGAC